AUGUUGGAUCCAGUCGAUUAUCGAUGCAUUCAUUGCUUGGCUAAAAUGAAAGAGAUUGUUACGCGUGAAUCAAAGACGCCAGGGCUUAUUUCUUGUCCCAAAUGUACGAAGUUGAGGAAAAAGCCGAUUUCUGGUGAUCAUUAUUUCGAAUACCCCGAUUUAAUCAUCAUCCUCGAUCUUCUGGCGAUGAACAAAAAGACAUUCAAUCACCUCGUUUUCAAUAAAAAAUUGGGGAAACGGCCCCUUCAAUUGGGUCUACUGGGCAUUCUUUGUGAUGCAUUUCGACGCUGGGCGAUGUCUGAUCAAUGGACAAUGGAUAGUUUUACGUUUAACAAUCUACAGGACGUUUAUCGAACGCAACUGGAUUUUUAUGAGUACGCGUUUCUUGCACUUAACGCUCAUUUAGUUAGUUUUCUGUCCCUUGUUCCCUUCGCUUUGACGUACAUGUCCUCACAACUGGCCUCAUUUUCCCGUGCGUUUCUCCUUGCCUUAUCUAUCAAGAUCGCCUUCAUUCCCCUACUCAUCUGGACGCCGCGCAACAUUUUCUACCUGCCAUGCGGGCUCGCCUUUGUCAUCAGCUUCUGUUUCCAGGCGAUGCAGAUUACCUCUCUUCUUCAAAUUUCCGAAAAGAAACAUUCGGCAAGAGUCUUUCUUUUCGCCGUAGCCAACUGCAUGAUUUCUACUUUUCUUCAGUUCUAUUUGUAUCUACCUAAUCAAAACUCAUUCGAACUGUAG
Messenger RNA from Oikopleura dioica, 735 nucleotides. The record is from the annotation of a GenBank genome assembly. Lineage: Eukaryota; Metazoa; Chordata; Appendicularia; Copelata; Oikopleuridae.